AUUCUUCCAACUCUUCUUUUUAACUGUAAAAAAAAAAGAAAGCAUGAAAUCGAGACAGUUAAAACAAUGAUUUUUGAAUGGGGAUUCCGAUUGGCGGAAGUGUGCGGUGCCUGCCCACCUUUGUCGGGCCAUCACGCCACCACCUUAUCCUCUUUCCAUAAAUAUUCAUAAACAAAUCAAUCCUCUAUUUCUUUCCAUAUAUAGUAAAUUAUAAAUUAUAGAAUCCAUUAAAUGCGUGGGAGAUGUAGGGGUGUCAGCGCCCACUUGACAAAGGUUGGCCCCUCUUCAUUCUUGAUUUUUGAUUUUUGAUUUUCUCUCUAAGCUUUUGGGCCAACCCCCAAUCUUCUCCUCUCUGUCGUAAUUUUGGGGGCGAAAAUCUUGAAAAUGCUAAUGGAAGCCCUCUCCAAUGAUCGUCUUACCUUCGGGAAGAUGGGUUUUGGAUGCAAGCAUUACAGAAGGAGAUGCAAGGUUCGAGCCCCAUGCUGUAACGAAGUCUACGAUUGCCGCCACUGUCACAAUGAAUCCGUGAGCACUUGGCGUAACAUUCACGAUCGGCAUGAUUUAGUCCGUAGCGAUGUGAAAAACGUCAUUUGUUCUGUUUGCGACACCGAGCAACCCGUUGCUCGUGUUUGUACAAACUGCGGCGUCAAUAUGGGAGAAUACUUUUGCGCUGUCUGCAAAUUCUACGACGAUGAUAUUGAUAAAGGACAGUUUCAUUGCGAUGACUGUGGCAUCUGCAGGACUGGAGGUCGUGAGAACUUCUUCCACUGCAAGAAGUGCGGCUCUUGCUAUUCAAUUGGUUUGAGAAACAAUCACCUGUGUGUGGAGAAUUCCAUGCGGCAUCACUGUCCUAUUUGUUACGAGUAUCUAUUCGACUCUCUGAAAGACACAACGGUUAUGAAAUGUGGACACACCAUGCAUUGUGAAUGUUAUCACGAGCUGAUAAAGCGUGAGAAGUACUGUUGUCCAAUAUGCUCAAAGUCGAUCAUGGACAUGUCCAGAACCUGGAAAAGAAUCGACGAGGAAAUUGAAUCAACAGUCAUGCCAGAGGAAUACAGAUAUAAAAAGGUGUGGAUUCUGUGCAACGACUGUAACGACACUACCGAAGUAUACUUCCACAUAAUUGGUCAGAAAUGCAGUCACUGUGAAUCGUAUAAUACUCGAACAAUCGCCCCACCAGUUCUUCCUCAAUGAUUUUUUUUUUGGCCACAAUUUAUCAGUGUUUGGUGCACCAGAAAAUCUGGUGCCACAAGCCCGAAACUACGAUCGUCGAUUUCUUAUCUUCUCUAUUUUAAUCCAUUGGAUUAUUAUUAUUACAAUUUAAAAGCAGUGAAAUGUUAUAAAUUGUGGCUUUGAAAUUCCUCUUAGGGGAGAACAUUGAAUGAUUGAUGAACCUAACUUAUUUGUUGUGUUAUUUUGUGCUAUAAGUGGGACACUUUCAAAA
Molecule: messenger RNA, 1444 nt
Organism: Erythranthe guttata (spotted monkey flower)
Lineage: Eukaryota; Viridiplantae; Streptophyta; Magnoliopsida; Lamiales; Phrymaceae
Product: CHY-type/CTCHY-type/RING-type Zinc finger protein
Biological process (GO): protein ubiquitination; ubiquitin-dependent protein catabolic process
Cellular component (GO): nucleus
Molecular function (GO): ubiquitin protein ligase activity; zinc ion binding
Source: RefSeq, a predicted model, not a curated record